GGGGGGGAGCGACGCGGAUGAGACGCACACACACCCUCAGUGCUUCUCACACACCGAGGAGAGAAGGAGGACGGAGAAGAAGACGGCGUGGAGACAAGAAGGAGAAGAAGAGGAGGAGAGAGGUGUGUUGGGGGCCGGGGGACAGAGACAGAUCGGCGGAGAAAUGCGCGCUGGACGGAUGGAUUUUCUUCUGCGCGAGCUGCUCGAGCCUUUGUAAGACAACAUGGGCUGCAUAGGAUCCCGGACGAUCACAGCCGAUGCAGUGCCGGUACGGAAAGAUGGGGAUCAGCAUGGCCGUACCGAGUUUUCCUGGGAAGGAAUCAAUCUGUCCAUGGAGGACACUACGUCCAUUCUGCCUCGUCUCAAGAGGAAGUCCGCCAACACCUAUGGGAUCGGUGCCCUGGCUAAGUCCUCUCUGUCAGGUGUGUCAGGAGUGACCCGCUCCAUGAAGGACAAGGUGACCAAGCCCACCGCCAUGGCCCAGGGUCGCGUGGCCCACAUGAUCGAGUGGCAGAGCUGGGGCAAGCCGUCGGCGGGGCCGCCGGGGGCGCUGGGCCACACCAACCUGCAGCGGGAGAAGGAGAGGAGGAUGGAGAACGACGCCUACAGCGACCUCAGCGACGGCGAGAAGGAGGCUCGCUUCGCCGCAGGGAUUAUGCAGCAGUUUGCCAUCUCUGAGGCGACUCUGUUCGGCUGGAACUCGAUGGACGGCGAGAGCAUGGGAGCCGGCUCCAACCAGGGAAGUGUCGCCCACCUGAGUGAGGUCAACCAGGAGAGUAUAACCAGCAGAGACCAGGUGCUCCAUCACUCCUCUGCAGACGUCUGGCCUCACACGUACGUCUCACAGGGUCUUUACUGCCUGUCGUCCUCCGACGCUUGGGACCCAAUCACCAGCCAGCCCUCGGGUGUGGUCUCGCCUGCUGCAGGCUCCUACAUCAUGGCUGCUGGCGGGAGCAAUGGAGUCGGGGGCACGCCAGCGGAAGGUUACGACGGGACGGUAGGCGGUUACAUUCAGCAUCACCAGGCUCAGCUCACAAUGCAGCAGCAGAGUCAACUCCAGCAGCUUCAGCAGCUUCAGCAGCUUCAUCAAUACCAGCAACAGCAGCUUCUGCAGUACCAACAGCAACAACAGACCAUGGAGCACAGGAUACACAGUGCCUCCCAUUCCCUCCAAGCCACCCCCAACAGCACCAUCCACAGCCUCGGACCCCCCACUCACCCCCGGCUAGCCGACCUUUGGGGGGCUGCGCAGGUUGAGGCCCAUCAGGUGGAAAUCGUCGGGCAGCUGAGUGCACAGAUGGCCGACAUGGUUGGAGGGGUGGUGGAGACGGUUGGAGAGGAGCCAGAACCCGAGUCUGAAGAGAUUCCUGAGCAACACGAGGAGGAAGAAGAGGAGCUGACAAGAGUAGAAGAGGUAACAUUGACCCUGGAACCAGAGCCGUGCUCUUUGACGCCGUCCCCGCUGAGGGAGGAGGGCCCCACGACCCGAGGUUCAAGCCCUGGAYUACCAGUACAGAUUGCAGAAUCCAUCCCAGAAAGAAUACCGUUCGAUGUCACUCCGUGUGUCGUCCAGUCGUUGGAGGAGAAAGACGAGGAGGCGGAGGAUGGCUCCAUCGUCAUUGUUGCGACCAACUGAGUCACACGGUCAACAAAGAGAAGGACUGACGAACGCGGGACGUAAUUACUCCAAUAAUCAAUCAAGCUACUAUCUCAUCCCUUCUCUCUCCCAGAUAUUUACCUUUUUUUAUCCGAGUAAAUGCUUUUUCAGCUGGAAAUGUGGAAUGUAAUGUAUCCAAACUGAUGCCAUCUAACCCCACCAAACYUUCCAGUUUAGCAUCAGAGAUGUGGACUUCGAUGAGUUAAAUGCAAAAGGAAUGAGAGACACAAAACGUCAUGGUSGUUUAACAAUGUUUGGACCAACUGGACCUAAAAACCACAGAACCAGAAGCAAACGGCUUCGAACAAAAGAGACAGAUUUCUCAAGAAGCAGCAAACAAAAAGAGAUGAGAGAUGGAAGAAAGGGCAAAUCGAAAAAUUCUGUGCAAUACUACAAACAUGGACACAUCAGUUGGUUGGUAAAUAACUCGGAGUGCUCGGUUCAUGUUCUAAUUUCAGCAAAGACUCGAUCAGAGAAACAGUGGGUUUGUUGUUUGAUAUGUUUGAAGACUUAAAUGAGGCCUGCACUUGGAGUUAUUUGCAAACACAUCAUCUGACCACAACCAAAAAGAAAGUGCAUGCUUUUUAACAGUGACCUAGCCCUAACCAUAUAACACAGUAUACAAAGUAAUAAUAUAAAAAAAUGUUUUUAUAAUAAAAGAAAAAAAUCCAAUAAACUGAUCUGUAUAUGUAUGAAUGUGAGACUGUAUGUGUGUACGAAUGUCGCUGCUUUGUUUGUGUGUAAAAUAUAUUUAUUCUGAGAAACAAAUUCACUUUGGUGUUCUUCUGUUUCAGCGUGUUUUGCAAAAUAAACUAUGCAGAGACA
Messenger RNA from Austrofundulus limnaeus, 2482 nucleotides. It is a transcript of the gene fam131ba, whose product is annotated as family with sequence similarity 131 member Ba. The transcript is spliced from 11 exons. The record is from RefSeq and is a predicted model, not a curated record. Bases 224 to 1636 code for a protein of 470 amino acids. NCBI's taxonomy places the organism in Eukaryota, Metazoa, Chordata, Actinopteri, Cyprinodontiformes, Rivulidae.